This is a messenger RNA of Mercenaria mercenaria, 6391 nucleotides long. RefSeq names its product eukaryotic translation initiation factor 4 gamma 1-like. NCBI's taxonomy places the organism in Eukaryota, Metazoa, Mollusca, Bivalvia, Venerida, Veneridae. The coding region runs from base 1 to 876 and encodes 291 amino acids. The transcript is spliced from 9 exons. Gene Ontology annotation, cellular component: eukaryotic translation initiation factor 4F complex. Gene Ontology annotation, molecular function: translation initiation factor activity; protein binding; mRNA binding. The record is from RefSeq and is a predicted model, not a curated record.
AUGACAUUUACUGGAAAGAAUGAAGAUGUAACAAUUUUGCAUAAACAAAUCAGAGAUACUAAACGUAGGAUUAUUAUACGAGGAUUCGUUUCAAGAAAAGAAUAUGCUGAGGAGAAUUACGACGGUUUAAAGGGGGUGUAUGCGGAUUUAUACAGGAAAACACAAAGGAUACUAGACAGGCUAACUGAGCACACGUUUCGAACAAUGCUUACUAAGAUGCAAGAACUUCCGAUAGACACGGAAACUAAACUGAAUGGAGUUAUUGAUAUAAUCUACGAAAAGGCAUUAAAUGAUCGGAAACGAUGUGUUGCUUAUGCAAAUUUGUGCAGAGGUAUGGCAAUGUUAAAAGUGCCAUCAGAUUCGAAAUCAGGAGAAUUCGUGAACUUUCGUGCUGUGUUAUUGGAUCGAUGCCAGAAAGAAUUUUCGAAGAAUAGGCCAGCAUUGAAAUCAGGGACCAAAAUGGCAGAAGACGGAGAAGUGGAAAAUACAUGGAGACGACAAUUAGACGACAGAGAAGUCAAGGACAGACAACAGUCUUUAGGAAAUAUUUGGUUUUCAGGAGAAUUAUUUAAAUUAAAAAUGUUGACAGAGAAAAUCAUACAUGACAGUGUUUUCAAAUUAUUAUGCAACAGACAUCCAGAUGAUCUUGAGUGUGCAUGUACACUUCUCGCAAUCAUAGGCAAGGAACUAGAUGUCGACAAAGCAAAACCAAGAAUGGAUCAAUAUUUUAAACAUAUGGCAUCGCUUGUAAACAGAGAGACAACACCAGCAUAUGUGAAAAUGUUAUUGCACGGUGUCAUUGAUUUAAGAAGGAACAAGUGGGCACCAUGUUGUGAUGAAAGCCCCAAACCAAAUACAUCUAGCGCACGAAAAUAAAGCUCUUAGGUAUCAGAAAUUACAAGGCCAUCGAGAUCGACUCGUCACUCAGCUGGGCGAUACCUGUACUAUUUUUUACCAAAACGUUCGAACGAAAUGAUCUGCGGACACAGUAGUUAUAAACUUACGAAAUGCAUGAUGAGGUCACUGUAUCCACAAGAGUCGCAUUACCUUACAAAUGGACAAAAUAAGAUAGCCUAAGAAAAUGAUCACACUAUGGUCUUUUUGAGGAUUAAUCCGGACAAUGAGUGCGUAAUUGACGGACAAAUAGAGAAGGAGGCAAUAAUAUUUAUCAGGCAAGAACUAUUUAGGGGAAACAUAAAAACACUUUAGUAAUUUAGUAAUUUACCUUUUGGAGACAUAUUAUCUUUAACGUUGUUUAGAGUAACAAUAUUGUUAAAAAAUAAAUUAAGAUAUGAUAUAGUUACAUGAUGCAAGAUGACAUUUAUAUGAUAUAACGCAUCUUACCUAUCUUACAAGGACUGUUUUUAUGCCCCCCUUUGAAAAAGGAGGGGUAUAUUGUUUUGCAGAUGUCGGUCGGUAGGUCGGUCGGUCGGUCGGUCUGUCGGUCGGUCGGUCGGAAUGUAGACCUAUCCGUUUCCGGAUGAUAACUCAAGAACGCUUGGGCCUAGGAUCAUGAAAGUUGAUAGGGAGGUUGGUCAUCACCAGCAGAUGACCCCUAUUGAUUUUGAGGUCAGUAUGUCAAAGGUCAAGGUCACAGUGACCCUGAAUAAUAGAACGGUUUCCGGAUGAUAACUCAAGAACACUUGGGCCUAGGAUCCUGAAAGUUGAUAGGGAGGUUGGUAAUGACCAGCAGAUGACCCCUAUUGAUUUUGAGGUCAGUAUGUUAAAGGUCAAGGUCACAGUGACCCUGAAGAGUAAAACGGUUUCCGGAUGAUAACUCAAGAACACUUGGGCCUAGGAUCAUGAAAGUUGAUAGGGAGGUUGGUAAUGACCAGCAGAUGAUCCCUAUUGAUUUUGAGGUCAGUAUGUUAAAGGUCAAGGUCACUUUGACCCUGAAGAGUAAAAUGGUUUCCGGAUGAUAACUCAAGAACGCUUAGGCCUAGGGUCACGAAAGUUGAUAGGGAGGUUGGUCAUGACCAGCAGAUGAUCCCUAUUGAUUUUGAGGUCAGUAUGUCAAAGGUCAAGGUCACAGUGACAAGAAACAGUAAAGUGGUUUCCAGGCAAUAACUCAAGAACGCUUGGGCCUAGUGUCAGGAAAAUUGAUAGUUAGGUUGGCCAUGACCAGCAGAUGACCCCUAUUGAUUUUGAGGUCAUUAGGUCAAAGGUCAAGGUCACAUUGGCCAGGAACAGUUAAAUGGUUUCUGAUCUUCUUGUCCAAAACCAUAGGGCCUAGGGCUUUGAUAUUUGGUAUGUAGCAAAAUCUAGUGGUCCUCUACCAAGAUUGUUCAGAUUAUUUCCCUGGGGUCAAAUAUGGCCCCACCCCUAGGGUCACAUGGUUUAUAUAGACUUAUAUAGGAAAAAACUUUGAAAAACCUCUUGUCCAAAACCACAGGGCCUAGGGCUUUGAUAUUUUGUAUAUGACAUCAUCUAGUGAUCCUCUACUAAGAUUAUUCAAAUUAUUCCCCUAGGGUCAAAUAUGGCUCCGCCCUGGGGGUCACAUGGUUUACAUAUAACAUGUACUUAUAUAGGGAAAAACCUUGAAAAUCUUCUUGUCCAAACCACAAAGUCUAUGGCUUUGGUAUUUUGUAAUGUAGCAUCAUUUAGUGGUUCUCUACCAAGGUUGUUCAAGUUAUCCCUCUCGGGUCAAAUAUGGCCCCGCCUCAGAGGUCAAAUGGUUCAUAUAGACUUAUAUAGGGAAAAACUUAGAAUCUUCAUGUCCAUAACUUACAUCAUUCAAAUUUGGACCACAUUUAUAGUUUUAAGUGGCAAGAUGAACCUUGACAUGAGUUGACCUUGAUCUUGACCUAGUGACCUACUUUCACAUUUCUGUACCUACAGCCUUCAAAUUUGGACCACAUGCAUAGGUUUGUGUACUGAAAAAAACUUUGACCUUGUUAUUGACCUAGUGACCUACUUUCACAUUUUUGAAGGUACAGGCUUCAAAUUUAGACCACAUGCAUAGUUUUUUGUUCCAAAAUAAGAUUUGACCUUGAUUUUGACCUAGUGACCUACUUACACAUUUCUCAAGCUACAGCCUUCAGAUUUGAACCACAAGCGUACUUUUGUGUACUGAAAUGAACUUUGAUCUUGACAUUGACCUAGUGACCUACUUUCAUAUUUCUGAAGAUACAGGCUUCAAAUUUGGACCACUUGCAUAGUUUUGUGUUUCGAAAUAAAAUUUGACCUUGAUUUUGACCUAGUGACCUACUUUCACAUUUCUCAAGCUACAGCCUUCAAAUUUGAACCACAUGCAUAGUUUUGUGUACCAAAAUGAACUUUGAUCUUGAGAUUGACCUUGUGACGUAUUUUCACAUUUUUGAAGGUACAGGCUUUAAAUUUGGAUUGCAUGCAUAUUUUUGUGUUCUGAAUUGAAAUUUGACAUUGAUUUUUAUCUAUUACCUACUUUUACAUUUCUCAAGCUACAGCCUCCAGAUUCGAAGCACAUGCAUAGUUCUGUUUACCGAAAUGAACUUUACCUUGAAAUUGAUCUAGUGACCUGCUUUCACAUUUCUCAAGCCACCGCUUUCAAAUUUGGACCACAUACACAUUGUUUUGUACCUAAAUGAAAUUUGACGCCAAGAUCAAUCUGUAAUCUCUUGUUAGGUUAAUAGGUGUGAUCAUGCAGGUAGUGGCUGCAAGUGUAUAAACUCAGAUUUUGAAAUGUUCCACAAGUUUGCCGAGUAGCUUCCCAUAGCGUUACACUCGCAUAGUUCACCUUUUCAAUGUAAAUGAUAAUAUGACCGGAUUUUUUGUCAUCGAUUUGUUUUCUUUUGACUAACAUAUAUAAAGUCUAUAUUUGUGUGAAAAAAUUAUAUUAAACAAAAAAUAUACACUGGACCCGUGCCUGUGGAUGUACCACUAAUUCCAGAAAAUGAUCACCUGAUCAUGUUUCUUGUACUGUUCUACCUGUUUGAAAACUGUGUGCUAGCACUGUAUUGUUAUAUUUACAGUACUGAACCAGUGAUUCCAAAAGAUGAUCACCUGGUUAUGUUUCUUCCACUGUUCCACAUGUAUGGACUUUAUGUGUGUGGAUUGUACAGCCAUUUUUUAGGGGCAAAGUUAAAGGUCAAGGUCAGAUUAAACCAGAAUGGUAGAACUUUUGUUUACAGUGAGCAUAUAAUUUCUUUUCCUUGUGCAAUUAUUGAAUGCAUCAAGGGGGGCAUUUCGUGUUCGACGAGCUCUUGUUUUCUGUAUAAACACGCAAAUGAUACAUUUAUACCUAUCAUUAAUCACACAUUUCACUAAGCUCAUAUAUUUAAAGGGACAUUAUUUUUUUAAUUCAAGGAAAGUCAGUCAGUAGGUGAAGUAAAAUAAAUUGCUAAUAGUAACGUUCUGUAAAUAAAACCAUUGCUGUCACAUUUCACGGUAAACUGCAUUAUGUAAAAUCUGCACUUUGACAUUAAGUAUUACGUAAGGCCUAUAAACCUGGUCUUUGUCUCAUUCUACACUUCACUUUCAACAGGUAACGUAUAAGGAUAAGGUUUUAGUGACUAUACAUGGAUGGAAGUAUGUGCUAGAGAAAUUAUACAGUUUUGUACUCGUCAUGACAAAACAGGUGGAGAUUUCACCAUACCUCCGAUCUCAGCCUUGCUAUAAUGACGAUGAACUGUUUUUGUUCUUUGCAUUUUUAGCUCACCUGUCAGAAAGUGACAAGGUGAGCUUUUGUGAUCGCGCGGUGUCCGUCGUCCGUCGUCCGUCCGUGCGUGUGUGCGUAAACUUUUGCUUGUGACCACUCUAGAGGUCACAUUUUUCAUGGGAUCUUUAUGAAAGUUGGUCAGAAUGUUUAUCUUGAUGAUAUCUAGGUCAAGUUCGAAACUGGGUCACGUGCCAUCAAAAACUAGGUCAGUAGGUCUAAAAAUAGAAAAACCUUGUGACCUCUCUAGAGGCCAUAUAUUUCACAAGAUCUUCAUGAAAAUUGGUCAGAAUAUUCAUCUUGAUGAUAUCUAGGUCACGUUUGAAACUGGGUCACGUGCCAUCAAAAACUAGGUCAGUAGGUCAAAUAAUAGAAAAACCUUGUGACCGCUCUAAAGGCCAUAUUUUUCAUGGGAUCUAUAUGAAAGUUGGUCUGAAUGUUCAUCUUGAUGAUAUCUAGUUCAAGUUCGAAACUGGGUCACGUGCGGUCAAAAACUAGGUCAGUAGGUUUAAAAAUAGAAAAACCUUGUGACCUCGCUAGAGGCCAUAUAUUUCAUGAGAUCUUCAUGAAAAUUGGUCAGAAUGUUCAUCUUGAUGAUAUCUAGGUCAAGUUUGAAAGUGGAUCACAUGCCUUCAAAAACUAGGUCAGUAGGUCAAAUAACAGAAAAACCUUGUGACCUCUCUAGAGGCCAUAUUUUUCAUCGGAUCUGUAUGAAAGUUAGUACGGAUGUUCAUCUUGAUGAUAUCUAGGUCAAGUUUGAAACUGGGUCACGUGCCGUCAAAAACUAGGUCUGUAGGUCAAAUAAAAGAAAAACCUUUUGAUCUCUCUAAAGGCCAUAUUUUUCAUGGGAUCUGUAUGAAAAUUGGUCUGAAUGUUCUUCUUGAUGAUAUCUAGGUCAAGUUCGAAACAGGGUCAUGUGCGGUUAAAAACUAGGUCAGUAGGUCUAAAAAUAGAAAAACCUUGUGACCUCUCUAGAGGCCAUUCCCUUGAAUGGAUCUCCAUAAAAAUUGGUCAGAAUGUUCAACUUGAUGAUAUCUAGGUCGAGUUUGAAACUGGGUCACGUGCCUUAAAAAACUAGGUCAGUAGGUCAAAUAAUAAAAAAACCUUGGGACCUCUCUAGAGGCCAUACUUUUCAUGGGAUCUGUAUGAAUUUUGGUCUGAAUGUUUAUCUUGAUGAUAUCUAGGUCAAGUUUGAAACUGGGUCAACAGCGGUCAAAAACUAGGUCAGUAGGUCUAAAAUUAUUAAAAUCUUUUGACCUCUCUAGAGGCCAUAUUUUUCAGUGGAUCUUCAUGAAAAUUGAUCUGAAUGUUGACCUUGAUGAUAUCUAGGUCAAUUUCGAAACUGGGUCACGUGCGGUCAAAAACUAGGCCAGUAGGUAUAAAAAUAGGAAAACCUUGUGACCUCUCUAGAGGCCAUAUUUUUCAUGAGAUCUUCAUGAAAAUUAGUGAGAUUGUUCACCUUGAUGAUAUCUAGUUAAAGUUCAAAACAGGGUCACGUACCUUCGAAAACUAGGUCAAUAGGUCAAAUAAUAGAAAAACCUUGUGACCUCUCUAGAGACCAUAUUUUUCAACGGAUCUUCAUGAAAAUUGGUCAGAAUUUUUAUCUUGAUAAUAUCUAGGUCAAGUUCAAAACUGGGUCACAUGAGCUCAAAAACUAGGUCACUAUGUCAAAUAAUAGAAAAAAACGACGUCAUACUCAAAACUGGGUCAUGUGGGAAGAGGUGAGCGAUUCAGGACCAUCAUGGUCCUCUUGUUUUA